Symbiodinium sp. CCMP2456 is the source of this 1994-nucleotide messenger RNA. NCBI's taxonomy places the organism in Eukaryota, Dinophyceae, Suessiales, Symbiodiniaceae. The record is from the annotation of a GenBank genome assembly.
AUGGCAAUGGCCUACCAGCACGUCUAUGUUGCUUCGGUGGCCAUUGGUGCGAAUUACAAGCAGUGUGUUGAGGCCUUUGCCGAAGCCGAGAAGUAUGACGGGCCGGCCUUGCUCAUGUGCUAUGCCCCGUGCAUUGAGCAUCGUUUCUUCAAGACAGGUCUGUCCGCGAUGUCCUUGGACCAGCGCGAUGCUGUCGAGUGUGGCUACUGGCCCCUCUACCGCUUCAAUCCGCAUCUCGCGAAGAUCGGCGACAAUCCCUUCAUCCUCGACUCCAAGAAGGUCACUGGAGACGUCAUGAAGUUCCUGAACCGCCAGAACCGCUAUGCCCAGCUCGUCAGGAGCUCGCCCGCAGUGGCAGAGAAGCUCCAGGGGGAGCUGCAGACAUAUCUGAAGCAGCGCCAUGCCAGCCUGAAAGCCAAGGCUUGCGAACUCUCCCAGGAUGUGGCGGCCCUGAAGGAUGGCUUGAAACAGGCGAACUCCGUUGCCGAGCCUGUUCUCAUCGCCUUCGGCUCGGACACGGGCGUCACGGAGCAGGUGGCCAAGAAGUUUGCAGGCCUCUGCGCUGAGCGCGGCGUCCAGGUCCGGCGGACCUGCGACUUGGAUGAGGUCAGCGACAUGGAGGAGCUCAAGUCCGCUGCGCUUGGAGCGACCAUGGUGGUGAUGUGCUCGACUUGCGGACAUGGCGAUUUCCCACAGAACGCCGGGCUGUUCUGGAGCAGCCUGUCUGCAUCGACGCUGGCCCCCAAGGAGCUCGACUGCGUUCGCUUCUGUGUCUUUGGCAUGGGCGACCGAUCGUAUGCUGAUUCCUUCUGCGAGGCUGCGAAGAAGAUCGAAGAGCGCUUCGUGCAGCUAGGUGCCACACGCAUCUUGGACAUGGGUAUUGGUGAUGACCGGGACGAGGACAAGUGGGAGACGGGCUUUACGGCCUGGCUUCCAAAGUUCUGGGCUGCUAUCAAGGCCCCGGAGCCUGUGGAUGACGGCAGGCCAAAAGCUCCUCUCUUCGAGGUGAAGUACCACGAGAAUGCUGCAGCCGUCACGGCGCCCAUGGUACCUCCUGGCGCGCAGUUGCUGACAGUGACGGAAAACCGACGCCUCACCCCCAACGAGUACGAGCGUGACAUCCGCCACUUGGCUCUGAGCCUCCAGGGCGUUGACUUUCCUUUUGACCUCGGCGACGCCGUCGCUUUGUACCCAGAGAAUUUGCCCCAGGACGUGGAUGAAGCUCUCAAAUUCCUGGACUUGGAUGGCGACAAGGUCAUCAGCGUCAAAUGCAUCGGCGAUGUGUCAGAGCGCCACCGUCGCUGCUUCGAUCAGCGUGUGACGAUUCGGCAGGUGCUGACGAACAUGAUCGACCUCUUUGGUCGUCCAUCUCGUUCCUUUGUGACAGAGCUUGCCCGCUUCGCCAACAACGCCGAUGCCCAGGCCCUCCGGAAACUGGGUUCGCCGGCGGGCAAUACCGCCUGGACGGCACUGGUCGACGAGUGCCCAUCCUUCUUCGACAUCAUGAAGAAGUACCCCAGCGCUAAGAUGCCUCUGGAGCAGCUGAUUUCCGUGCUGCCCAUGAUCAAGCCGCGCAUCUACUCCAUUGCCUCGGAUGCACGCUACAGCCCGAAGGCUGUAGAGUUCACGAUCGUCAUCAACCAGUGGAAAUCCAAGGCAACCGGUGCUGUGAAGACAGGUACCUGCACCAAGUUCAUCCAGCACAUGCCUGUGGGCAGCAAGGUGCCCUGCGCGGUCGUCUGCGGUACGUUCCAGUUCCCGAAGGACGACGUCACUCCAAUGGUCAUGGUUGGCCUCGGAACCGGCAUCGCGCCUAUUCGCUCCUUCAUGCAGGACAAGCUGUACAAGAAGAGCCGUGGAAUCAAAACUGGACCCAUGGUGGUCUUCUACGGCUGCCGGCAUGAAAAGGAGGAGCUCCUCUACAAGGAGGAGUGGAAGAUGUACGAGAAGGAGGGCAUCUUGACGGCGUUGGUGGGCGCUUUCCAGUUCGACAA